Pseudomyrmex gracilis is the source of this 882-nucleotide messenger RNA. It is a transcript of the gene ND-B16.6, whose product is annotated as NADH dehydrogenase [ubiquinone] 1 alpha subcomplex subunit 13. The record is from RefSeq and is a predicted model, not a curated record. Lineage: Eukaryota; Metazoa; Arthropoda; Insecta; Hymenoptera; Formicidae. The coding region runs from base 183 to 641 and encodes 152 amino acids. The transcript has 4 exons.
AUUUGCAGCGCCACAUCGACCGCAAUAAUCGUGGAAUUCACCCCGCUGCUGAUGUCGAAUCGUCGCGACGAUAUGGAAACAUCGAGCGAGACGAGAUAUUGUUGAUGUGUCGAUCUAAACGGAGGGGGCGACAGCUGAUUGGUUUGGGUGACAUUUCCGAGUGAACUCCGUUACGAGAGAGGAUGAGCGCGACGGCCAAACAAAGGUUACAGGAUCUUCCACCCAAGGGUGGCUACGGUCCCAUACAAACGGACCGCGUGAAACUGCGGAGUAUUCUCGGCGCAAAGAGCUCGAUCGCGCUCUUCAUCGCGGCCUCGUCUUACGGAUUGUUCGCUUAUUAUCUCACUUUUCUACGAAACAGACGUAACCAGAUUGAAAUGAGAAGCGCGCGUUUCGCUAUAUGGCCAGCUCUGAUAGCGGAGAGAGACAGAGCCGUCCUGAAGCAAAUGAGACGCAAUCGGGACGAAGAGGCGGAACUGAUGAAAAAUGUCAAGGGAUGGGAAGUCGGAACGUAUUACGGAGAACCGAUAUAUUACUUGGACGAUAAGGAUCAGUACAGAGAGCCGUUGUUCCUGGAACAUUUUGCUCACGGUGAUCCUGCUAUUGUUAAUCGGCGUGCUUACCGUCAUCUCUUCACAUAGGAACAUUCAGGAACGUCUCCCCGGGAUUGCAACGCGAUGGGAUGUGACGCAACAUGGGUUGUGUGAACCAUAAGUAAUCGGUGCAAGUAGUCUUGAUAAAAAAAAAUAAAUUAAUAUAAUUGUUGCAAAUCACGUAAGAUUUAUAGAUAAGUUUUGGAAUCCACAGGUCUUGUGGAGAAUAAAAACGUCCAUGUGAAAACAUGUAUAAAAUACAUCAAAAACAAGUUUCUUUGCUCUUCAA